Molecule: messenger RNA, 3732 nt
Organism: Anolis sagrei ordinatus
Lineage: Eukaryota; Metazoa; Chordata; Lepidosauria; Squamata; Anolidae
Gene: LACC1
Product: laccase domain containing 1
Molecular function (GO): copper ion binding
Source: RefSeq, a predicted model, not a curated record
UCCCUUCCUGUAUAGGAGCCCGGAGAUGGAAGGGGGGAAGGGAAAAGGGAAGAGCCACCCUGCUGCACAACCCUGGAAUUCCCCUAUCUAAGUCCCGGCUGGCUGGCUCCUGUUGCAACAGAGGCACUUAGGGCUGCCCCAGCCUGCCUUUUCUUUCCUGCUCAAAUGGGAUCUGCAAAGGAGAGAAAAGGAAGAAAAGUCUCCAGUGCAGAAGAGCUCUGUAACUGAGUUCAUCACUAAACACCCAACAUCUUCAGGGAUUUUCCAGAUUGUGCACUAUGGCAAAAGCAGUGUUAAUUGAUCUGUGGCACCUCGGAGCCAACUCUUGGAAUAACCAGAUUCAGAACUUAAUAAUUAGAGCAUUAGAAACUGUUGGGGAGGAGGAAAUUCCUUCGCAGGCUCCAUUUGUUUGCCUUAUGUGUUGCCAAGCCUUAAAAAGUAAAAAGAAUGGUGAAGAUGCGCUCCAAAAAACAAUGCAGAGUUUUCACUGCCCAAAGGGAAGAUUUGAGAUUGUGUGUUCUGAAAAUACGGUCGCCACUUUGUACGCCAUUAAACAGAAGCUCGAUGAAAAAGAUAUAAAUGUAAUUAAAAUAAUCUUGCCCUCACAAAGAAAGCCACUAAUGAAAGAGUAUACCAGUCAGCUUUUUACUAGCAUUUACCAGAUUGAGUAUGAAGAUUUAGAGGUGACUUGUGAAGAAAAUAAUAGCCCAAAAUCAGCACCACAGAGUGAAUUAAUGUCACUCUCAGGCCAAGAUGCAGAAAAGAUCCAAAGUGAGAUAAAGAUGUUUUUUGAAAAUCUACCUCCUCUGAAAGGGAAACUCACCCUUCUCAAAUCUUCGUUGAUUCCAGAUCAUAUCUUCCUCCAUGGAUUCACUACAAGGACAGGUGGCAUUUCCUAUAUACCAACCCUGAGCUCCUUCAACCUCUUCUGCAGCUCCAAGCGACGUGACCCACCUGCAGUGGUUAAGGAAAACCUUCGUAGGUUAGCCGUCACUGCUGGAUUCAACCAAGAUACAUAUCACAGUGUAAAGGUCAACCAUGCCAGUGAUGUUUGGGUGAUGGGAAAGGCCAAACCAGAGAGCUAUGAUGGAAUAGUAACUAACCAGAAAGGGGUAACAAUUGCUGCUCCUGGAGCAGAUUGUAUCCCUGUUCUUUUUGCUGAUCCAGUUCAGAAAGCAUGUGGUGCUGCUCAUUCAGGUUGGCAAGGUACUUUGCAAGGCGUUUCUAUGGCUGUUGUUAAUGCUAUGAUAACAGAAUAUGGCUGUAACGUGAAAGACAUCCUUGUGGUCUUGGGGCCAUCUGUUGGGCCUUGUUGCUUUAAACUACCACAGGGAUCAGCCCAAAAAUUUCACAUGAUUGAUCCAAAAUGUGUAAGACUUUAUGAAUCUUCACAUCCUUACGUUGAUAUCCGAAGAGCUACACGUGUUCUUCUGGAAGCUGGAGGAGUUCUUCCUCAGAACAUUCAAGAUGAUUCUGUGAUGGACCCAAACCAAAAUAUCACUCUCUGUACAUCAUGUUGCCCCAAUCAGUUCUAUUCUCAUGUCCGUGAUGGUGAGAACUUUGGGACACAGGUUGGAUAUAUAUCAAUUAAAGGCUGAGAGACCAUCACAAGAAGGAUUAAUGUGGCAGAAACUGUCGGUGAAGUAAUGAUGACGUUGCCUUAUCUUGGGUUCUUCCAUUGUUCCAGUUUUCAGCUGGAGCCCUUCUGCCAUAUCUUGUGACCAGCAAUUGUCCUGGGAAGGGGGAAAAUAUUCUCCCAUCACACACACCUUGGGAGAUUUUAGUGGCCUUUCUACAUGUUCAUGUGGCAGUACAUCUUUGGAAACUGACAUUUAGUUGAUUCUCAAAAUCCUGCCUCAGGUGGAGAACCGUUACAAAGAUGGCUGUACUACAGAUUGUUUUCUCGACCUCCACCCACCUCAACCUGCCCAUGAGCUACAUUGCCAUUUCAGAUGAAGCCGAAACUCCAAGUCUUACCUUAAAAUAUCCAGCAUUUUCCUUAUCUGGGCACACACACAGGUAAUUGAAGACACUGUUGCAGUGGUUCUAAUUGUACCUCUCAGGCAGGUUCCAGGUGGUGGUGCUUGGGGAUAGCUACUCCCCCAAAAAGGAGCUGUUAUGUGGCAUCUGAUUCUAUCCCCAAUGUGUUUUAACAUUUACAAUAAAUCACUGGGAGAGAUCAUCCGUAGGCAUGGGGCGGGGUGCUAUCAGUACGCAGAUGACACCCAAAUCUAUUUCUCCGUGCCUUCAAAACAGCUUUAGCUGAGGAUAGUGUGUCUCCUCUGAAUGAAUGCCUGGAGGAGGAAAAACAAAUUGAAACUGAAUCCAGAUAAGACAGGUUAGGAAACUUCCCAUCGGGAGUUCUAACCUGGGGAUGGAGGUGUGUAAAACAGUUCUGGACGAAGUUACACUCCCCCUGAAAGACUGUCCACAGCUUGGGAAUGCUCCUGAAUCUGUCUCUCCAAAUGGCAGCCCAGAUAGUUGUGAAGGGCAUAAGUGCUUAUUACCAACUUCGGCUGAUACGCCAGCUGCACCCAUCCCUACAACUGGAGGACCUAAAGAUGGUAGUGCAUGUGCUGGCAAUCUCAAGGUUGAACUAUACAAUUGGUCUACCUCUGUACCAAGUCCAGGAACUCCAGUUAGUUCAAAACACAGCAACCAGAUUGGUUGCAGGACCAUCUAGAAGUGAGCAUAUUAUAGCUAUACUAAAAGCACUCCACUGGUUGCCAGUUUCUGGACAAAGUAUAAAGUUUUGGUUAUGACCAUUAAACCCUAUAUAUUUUGGGUCCAGGUUACCUACAGGAUCGCCUUCUCCUGCACAAUCCACUUUUAGGACACAGGUCCUCCGGGGAGCUGCUGCUCCAACCAGCCAGAACCCGACUGGCGAUUGUCACCUAGAGGACAAAACUGAAGACCUAUCUCUUCCACUUUCCUACCCAGUCAAUUCUGUUAAUUUUAAUCUGCAUUUCAUCAGCAGAUUUGAAGUGGUAUUUUAACUCUGUGUAUCGUAAUCUUCCGGACCCAAUUCAAGGUGCAGGUGAUCACCUACAAAGACCUAAUCGGUUCAAGACCUGCCUAUCUUCGAGAUCGCAUCUUCCCCUAUGAACCAGCAUGCACUUUAAGAUCAUCUGGAGAGGCUCUGCCCUUGCUUCCACUGCCAUCUCAAGUACGGCUGGUGGGAAGGGGAGAGAAGGCCUUUUCGAUGGUGGCCCCCCGGCUCUGGAACUCACUACCCAAAGAGGUUAGAUUGGCACCUACCCUCUCCACUUUUUGUAAGCAGUUAAAAACUUGGUUGUUCCGUUGUGCAUUUGAUUAGGCAGUUCGCUAGAUAAUUGGAUUGACCUAGCCAUAGCCCUUUGCACUUUUGUUGGCCUUCCCACCUGUAAUCCUAUACUGUAAAUCCCUAAAGCUGUGUCCCUCCUAGCUGUGACUCGAACUGAAUUGAAUCGUAUUUUGCACAUUCCCUGGGCUCUAUCUAGGAACAGCUGUACAUUCCUGAUCCCUCCGUACUCAGCACCUAAUCUUCAGCCAUUAUACUGUUUUUAAAACGUGUACUUGUGAUUGUAUUUGUUUUUAUGAUGGUGUUGUGAUUUUGAUUUAUUUUCAUUUUAUUUUAUUGUGUAUGUUUUACUCUGUAUUUCAGGCUUGUCCCCUUAUAAGCCACCCCGAGUCCUUUCGGGGAGAUGGUGGUGGGGUAUAAAAAUAAAAUUAUUAUUAUUAUCAUCAUCAUCA